UCUCCCUUGGCUACAUGUUCAAAUCGACGGUGAGCAUACAGAGAUCUGAUGAUGAUACAGGAAUUUGGGUAUUUUGGUAUUUUACAUAUCUUUGUAUUAAGAAGAAGAUAAGUAAUAAAAAGUUUUACAAUGCGGGUCUUUCGGGCACACGCACAUUGUUGAUUACAUAGAGCCGUAUCGCACAAACGAUGCAACAACUAGAACUAAAACUGAAACUGACGUAGGUUCAGAGACUAAGAGGAUGGUAAGCCCCCUGCUCCUACAACUGCAGCCGGCCAUCCCAAAGAGACCAUGUGCUUAGCGCCGGCAUCCAUCAAUAGUUGAGCCUGAUCGAGGAUCUUAUACGUCAGAUGACCCGCAGUUUUUGCUGACAAUCUGCUAAAUACUCUGUCAUUCCUUUGUUUCCAGAGUAUCCAGGAGAUCAACAUGAAUGAGGAAUCCAAUCCUUUCUUCUUACAUUCGGUCAUUCCCAACCUCAUUUGCAGCCACCAAUCCGUUGCUGUCAGUCCAGGACUUGGAACUGGGCGGUGCAGAUCCAAUAUCCUACUGAUUGCGUGCCAAACCUCCUGAGUAUAGCAACAUGUAGUGAAUAAGUGGUCAGCUGUCUCUAUUUCCUGAUCACAAAGAGCACAUUCAGUAUUGUCCUGCAGCCCACGCCUGUGCCUUCUUUCUGCAGUCCACAACCUGUCUCUAACUGUCAGCCACAUGAAGAACUUUACUUUUAGCGGCGGCCAAGUCCUCCAAAUAGCGUCAGCUGCAGGGAAGAGUGUGGCUCCCUGGAAUAAGAACUGGGCGACGCCAAUGCAUCACCGGUAGACGCCGCGCUGGUGAGGAGCGCCGCGCUGGCGAGGAGGAGGGAGGAACUGCUGUUGGAGCUCAACAAGGCGCGCAUCCGCCAGGACAUGAUCUUCCGCGAGCUCGUCGAGACGGAGCUCGCCAUGGGCAUCACCGCCACCAGCCACAAUCCUGUGCCAGCGCUUCCAUCGCCACAGGACUACUGGCUUAAUCGGCCUUUGUCGUCGUCGGUGCCUCCUUUGGAGGAGUCACCUCUCUGUCCACCACGCUCAAGAACCGAGCAUUCCCCUUGCGGCUGCAGGGGCCCUGCGCAGCCAGUGAAAGCGCCUCCGGUGUACCCGCACGUGGAGUGGCCAUCGUCACCAUCACUGUUGCUGCAGGAACGGCCAGCCAGUGACACUGAAAAGCAGCAAGAUAGCAGGUCAUCUGGGGCUAGGACGCAUCCAUUUGGUGGCUAUGUGGAAGUGUGCCGAUCGCCAAACAAGUGGACUCUAGCAGACGAGGCCUCUUUGCCCGUGUCGGCCAAUGCUGGUGCCCGACCUAUUUUCCAUGAGGAGUUGACACCAGGACACAAAGAUGCUGCUGGUGGAGAAUGUAAGGUUGAUGUGGAGGAUGGCCAUGGCGUGCAACCGCUGUACCAAAGUGGAAACCAGAGCAGUGGGCAGAGCAAGACUUCGGAAACCACUCUGGAACAGAUCAAUGGACCGAUGCUGUUGUCUCAUCAGUACUGGUUGGCAGGUCAAGAGAGUGCAGCAUUUGAUCAGCAGAAAGGCCGCGAGUUCAGUGAGCAAAAACCUGAGCAGCCACGUCUGGGUAAUGGGGAUGAACAGAAGGCGAGAGUGCAUGCGUUUAAUGGCUAUAUGGAAUUGUGCCUAUCACCGAGCAAGCAGGCUCCGGUGGAAGAGAUAUCGGUUCCAGUGGCAGCCAAAGCUGAUAUCAGCCCGAUGCAGUCUGCAUUGUCAUUUGGCGAGGCAGCGGCAACAGGACCCCAACAGGCCUUUGGUGGGGAACCUAAGGCUAAUUUGGUGGACGCCCAUGGCAUGCAGGGUGACAUCAGGAACCAGAGCAGUGGGCAGAGGAAGGCUAUGGAGUCUGCCAUGGAGGGCCGGACUGAUAAACCUGCCCAACCACCUGAUCAGCACAGGCCAGCAGGUCAGGAGGGCUAUGGCGAAGAAUGUAAGGCUGAUGCUGAGGAUGGCCAGGGAGUGCACUCGUUGUACCAAAGUGGAAACCAGAGCAGUGGGAAGAGGAAGACUUUGGAAACCACUCUGGCAGAUCAGAUCAAUGGACCAAUGCUGCUGUCUGAUCGGCUGGCAGGUCAAGAGAGUGCAUCAUUUGAUCAGCAGAAAGGCCGAGAGUUCAGUGAGCUGAAACCUGAGCAGCCACGGCUGGGCAAUGAGGAUGAACAGAAGGCGAGAUUGCAUGCGUCUAAUGGCUAUAUGGAAUUGUGCCUAUCACCAAGCAAGCAGGCUCCGGUGGAAGAGACAUUGGUUCCAGUGGCGGCCAAAGCCAAUAACAGCCCGAUGCAGUCUGCAUUAUCAUUUGGCGGCGGCAACAGGACACCAACGGGCCUUUGGCAGGGAACCUAAGGCUAAUGUGGUGGAUGGCCAUGGCAUGCAGGGUGACAUCAGGAAUGACAGAAGCAGGCAGAGGAAGGCUAUGGAGUCUGCCUUGGAGGGGCGGACUGAUAAACCUGCCCGACCACCUGGUCAGCACAGGCCAGCAGGUCAGGAAAAUGCAGCGUACAAUGAGCAGAAGAAGGUAGAGUUCAGUGAGUCUACACCAGAAAGAACAUCCAAUGGGCUGAAGAGGAAACUGGCCGAUUCAGCGCCACUCAUCAAGAAGCAGAAGCCAUAUUGGCAAUUUAGCUGCCCCACCUGCAGUGUGAACACGGUUAGCCAGCACCACCUGGAGGAGCACCUGGCCGGCCGGCGUCACCAGCAGAACGUCGCGGCACUCCAAUCAUCAAGGAGCCACACCGCUGAGCCCAGCACAAAAGCAAAGCUGCCAGUAUGGGACAGGAUCACGGCGAAGAACACCAAGUCCUCAUGCGGAGACGGCAAGGAGAAGGUGCCUGAGAACAGCGGGUCGCAGCAGCAGGGAGGGAAGCCGCACGCCAAGGCUGUGCGUGCGGGGCUCAAGGGUUUCAAUCACCGCAAGGAUGCCGACGCGGAGAAGAAGGUGGACCGAAAGGACAAGUUCUACUGCAAGCUCUGUGACGUGCAGUGCAACAGCGAGAAGAUGCUGUUGUCGCACCUAUGCGGGAAGAAGCACCGUGAGAGGUUGCUGGAGGGAAGAGGCUGAGAUGCGCGGCGACGCCGCUGCAGCUUGCUGCUCUUGUUCACGGGGAAGCUGUGUGGCAAGACGCAGUCUUGGUAUCUCUGGCUUGCAGCUGCAGUAUUUGUUAGUAUAUAUAUUAGGUCACGCUGCUGGCGAUGCCUAACGCAGGUUGGGAGUUAACUUUCAACCGGCAGGGGUCCUAAAGCAGCUCUGUUGUUAAUUCCCCACGUUUGUAACUUUGCAAUGGUGAUAUGCUUGUUAACAACUUCAAAUAUGCUAUCAUCUGAAAAACAGAACUUCAAAUAA
Setaria italica (foxtail millet) is the source of this 3381-nucleotide messenger RNA. RefSeq lists its product as uncharacterized. Lineage: Eukaryota; Viridiplantae; Streptophyta; Magnoliopsida; Poales; Poaceae. Bases 903 to 2384 code for a protein of 493 amino acids. The record is from RefSeq and is a predicted model, not a curated record. The transcript has 5 exons.